GUAAAUAAAAUUUUAAUGUUUUUGUUGAUGAAAAAUACGUUGGAGUUUGACAAUUAUGAAAUGUUUUAUUAUGACGUAAUAAUAGUCAUAUUUUCUUCACAAAACCCUCGACCUUGUUUAUUUGAUAUCGUCAAUACUGUGGUAGAUACAAACUUCGGAGUUAUAGAGAUCGUCUUGUUCAUUAAGUUCGAUACAGGAUCGAUAUAUUUCACCGCUGACCACUACGAAGCCGGAAUUUCGAUGAACCGGAACCGUCAGUUGUACCGUGCUCUAACUAUGGCGGAGGGUAGUAAACAGAAAUUACCAAAUCUGAAGAUUUGUAUCGACAACAACGAAGGCAGCGACAACGAAGAGAUUAUAUUCACUGAUAAGGAUGAUUACUCGUUUAUCGAUGAACCUUAUUCACACAGGGUCGAAUUCAGUGUUCGUCUCAAUGAAAAUAACGAAGCAAAGAAAUUUGAGAGAAAGAAGUAUGAAAAUAAAGAUGGGAAUUUUGUAACAGGCAUCGACAUCACAAAAAAGGAAGAAGAAGAGAAAAGAGAAGAACGAGCUCGUCGUUUUGGUCUGGAAGGCAACAACUAUCAUGUCAGUUUGGCCGCUCUUUAUGCUAGCCUUGGCAUCCGAGAGGAAGACCUGCACAAGGACGAGCGAGGCAUUCGUCUCGAGACAGUCCAUGUCCGUGGUGUGCAGGACAUGAGUACAAAAGAUGUCUUUCACUAUUUUCAAGAGUUUGCUCCCUCGACUGUCGAAUGGAUUGAAGACAGUUCCUGCAAUGUUGUUUGGUCCGAUGCCAUGACAGCUGCUAGAGCCUUGAACAAAUUAAGCCGAAGCCGCGAUGUUGUUAAUUCUUGGACCAACACAAACGAGAAUUCUGCUGCCAAAAGUCCAACUGCCGAUGAAGAGAAUCAGCUGAAGCCUGACACACAAUUUGACCAAAAGGAAAUCAGUGAAACCAGUGAGAAAGAAAGUAACGCUACCAAAAUGAAUGUGGACGAGGACAGCAAUAUGUCAGCGAUUUCUUCAGUGUCUCACAGUGAAAGUACUUGCGAAAACGACAGCGACAGACAGAUGGAAAGCAAAAGGAGACCAAGUGAUAGCAAAGACAGUGAGGAUGCAGAAACACGAGAAACAACACCUCAACCGAUCGAUGCGAAGAGCGAAGGGGAACUGUCCAGCUCUGAAGACAAUGUCGAAUUGGAGAAAAACUACAGAAGGAAGUUGUCAUCACGUUUGCUAGAAAAUGUGCCAGCAGCAGUUGAUCCAUGGAAUAGUGCAGAUGACAUUCCUUGGCCACCUGGCAAGUGGCGUCUUGGGGUUCCAACCAGUAAAACCAGCCAACAUAUAUUUAUGAGAUAUGCCACAAAAGCAGUUGUUGUUGCAGCUGACCGAAAAUUGCCUGGAGCUGAGAAAAGGAGUCAGUAUUAUGUAAGACACGGCAACCCCAACUAUGGAGGUAUGAAAGGCCUCAUUAGCAAAUCCCGCAAACGGCGAAUCCGCUCAGUGAAGGACGAGAUUCCCAAUGAAAACAUAAAAGAUAAUCUGAAUAAUCUAACGGCAUCCGAUCGAGUAGAAUUGUCUGAUUGGUCGAGCAGACACCUUCAUGAUGACUUAGCAUCUUCUGUACAGGCAGCAGCGGCAGCGGCAACAACAACAGCAGCAGCACCACCACCAGCAAAACAUCGUAUGAUGAGAAUGUAUGCAGAUGAUGUUGAAGCCGAGUUAAAGGCGAAAAGGUCUGGUCAUUCUAGAGUGUCACAUAGGAUUGGUAGUGGCUCGUUAUCGCACAGGAUCGGCAGUGGUGGUCAUGGCAUACAGAACUGGGUAGGCAGUUUGUCAGGCAGCAGCAGCAGUAAACCGGUGAAAGAUGCUCGACAGCUUUUAUCCAGAUCCGACAAUGUUGGCAUGAAAAUGAAACUUUUCAGCAUUUACAAGAAAUCCUUGUGAAGAGUUUAGUCAGGUAAACGAGUUGUCCAACACAGGUGUGAAUGGAAUGAAAUAUUUAGUUGUCACAACAUUAUAUCUGUGGUUCCCUCUGCUUCUUCUUCACUAUUAAGGACUCCUACCCUACAGACCCCAAGUCAGGUAGGUAGACCCUUUCGCUGUCUAACCAAUCAAUUAACAAGCAACAAACUUCUUUUCUUGUUUCCAUCUCUCAAUUAAAAGAUGCAACAGAAUAAUAAUUGUGUGUAACUAAUAUCUUUUGCACUGCAAUCCACAGACCUUCCAUUUCUACAGUGGUGGUCCCUAUGCUUGGAACUGCUUCUCUACAUGGAUGAGCUCAAAUACUGUUGGGGGUCAGCUAUCUGCCCCCACCCCUUCUCUUGACUAACUUAGAAAACAAAAGUUUUAUCUUUCAUUUCUCUGGUGUUGAUAGACUGUGUACCAGUAAUACAUGGGGGUUGAUUCGCAGUCAUUAUGGAACUUGUAUGGUCUGACCAUUGUCUUUGUUUCGGUACACCCUGCUACAACUUAGCAACAGGUUAGUUGCAGUUUCCUCCAGUUUUUCCAUUUUUGUUCCCUGAUUCGACUUUGUCUUUCACUGGGUUCUUACCAUAAUUCUAUUAAAAUAUUCUGGCCUUGUUUUAGUUAACAUUGAAAAUAAUGAAGAACUUAGAUAACUUAGUCAUUAUUAAUUUUGGUAUUUGGAACAUGGCUUAACAUGUCAAAACAAGUUUGGACCCAGAGCCAGGGGAUGGUUAUGGGGGGAUUGUAUAGUUAUUGCCUUUAGAGACUUUUAAUACUGGAACUAUCAGUGGUUUUGCCCACAAAGCAGUAAUUAACAUUCGUCGUUUCUUGAACUUUAAUCAGAUUAAUUUCAUUUUGUUUUCAUUUAGAUUUAUAUGAAUUAAAACAUAUUUUCUCAAAUAUCUGAGAUGUCACGGGAUCUCUUAGCACCACUGUGUUGAUGCUCUGCUAUGUGUGGGGGGGGGGGG
Molecule: messenger RNA, 2933 nt
Organism: Octopus bimaculoides (California two-spot octopus)
Lineage: Eukaryota; Metazoa; Mollusca; Cephalopoda; Octopoda; Octopodidae
Cellular component (GO): nucleus
Molecular function (GO): RNA 7-methylguanosine cap binding; mRNA binding
Source: RefSeq, a predicted model, not a curated record